Molecule: messenger RNA, 1637 nt
Organism: Mesocricetus auratus (golden hamster)
Lineage: Eukaryota; Metazoa; Chordata; Mammalia; Rodentia; Cricetidae
Gene: Zcchc10
Product: zinc finger CCHC-type containing 10
Exons: 5
Coding region: 353-859 (168 amino acids)
Molecular function (GO): nucleic acid binding; zinc ion binding
Source: RefSeq, a predicted model, not a curated record
CAGUCGGCAUAAAUGUUUCCCUGAACCCAAAGGAUUGACCGUUGAGACGUUGAGCGUCCUGAAACCUUUUGGUGUUCUCAGAAGCAGGUUGGCCUUGAACACAUAGCAAUCAUCUUGUCUCGGCCUCGAGAACGCUGGGAUUACAGGUUUUCUGAACACUAAUUUCACCCUUCAAGGCCCUAAAUCAUACUCAUACUAAACACAUUUGAUAUAACACACAAGCCAGCGGCCAGCAAUCACCUCUGUUGGGAUAAAACCGUCGGGCUCCGCCCACGUCCGCGGAGGUUUGAAGGCCCCGCCCCAUCCUUCGGAGUUUCCCAAAAGCCCGUGCGGCAGGCCCGGCAGCUCCAAGAUGGCGACUCCCAUGCAUCGGCUGAUAGCUCGCAGACAAGCUGAAGCCAAUAAGCAACAUGUAAGAUGUCAGAAAUGCUUGGAAUUUGGACAUUGGACUUAUGAAUGCACAGGAAAAAGAAAGUACCUCCACAGGCCUUCAAGAACAGCGGAGCUGAAGAAAGCUUUAAAAGAGAAAGAAAAUAGAUUGUUGCAGCAAAGCAUCGGAGAGACUAAUACAGACAGAAAGACCAAGAAGAAGAGGUCUAAGAGUGUCACGAGUUCCAGUGCCUCUAGCAGUGACAGUUCUGCCAGUGAGUCUUCAUCAGAGAGCGAGACAUCUGCCUCAUCCUCCUCAGAAGACAGUGACUCGGAUGACAGCCUCUCUAGCUCCUCCUCAUCAGUUUACUCCUCCUCCUCUUCCUCCUCCUCUGACUCAGACUCGGACUCCAGCACCUCCAGUAGCAGCAGUUGCAGUACAGAGAGUAGUUCAGAUGAUGAGCCGCCAAAGAAGAGGAAAAAGAAAUAGGAUGCUCUCCAUUGGACUAGUGGACCAAAAACAUCAGUGUGAUUCACACUGAAAACUGGGAACUGAGAACAUACUCAAGCAAGCAGGCUAGAUGGUCAGCUUGUUAGAAUUCAGACCUUUCUAAGUAUUCGCCAUUGUACAGAAUAUUAAUAAAAGAUAUAUAUGCAUUUAUUUUAGGAAUGAAUGAAUAUUGUGUUCUUUUUGUUUUUGUUUUUUCGAGACAGGGUUUCUCUAUGUCUUUGGAGGCUCUCUUGGAAGUAGCUCUUUGUAGACUAGGCUGGUCUCCAACUCACAGAGAUUUGCCUGCCUCGGCCUCCCCAGUGCUUGGAUUAAAGGCUGAAUAUUGUGUUCUUGCUAUUUUUUUUUAAGUUGGGGGUCUCUGUUUGUAGGUCUGGUCAGCCUGGAACUCACUAUGUAGAGGAAAGCUGGCCUUGAUUUCAGGAGAUCUGCUUCUGCUUCUUCUAGUGCAGGGAUUAGAUAUAAGUGUAACCAUCUCAGCUUUUGUUGACUUUUUUGUUUUUUUGUAUUUGAAGUGUAUCUGUAGAACAUAAAGCUGAAAACCAGGAAAUCUGUUUCAAUGAUGUCAUUUUUUUCUGCCUAUGAAAUGAAUGCCUUAUGUGGGUAUGUGUUAAGGUGUGUAUAGGACAGGUGUUGAAGAUACUGCAUCAGAAGAUCAAGGAAGGAGUUGCUCUUUUUUGCUGUGUUAACUAUGUGUGAUUUGAUACAUUGUUAUUAUAAGUGUAGCUUUCAUACUGUUAAUAAAUGUGCUCUAUUUUUA